Molecule: messenger RNA, 3321 nt
Organism: Elaeis guineensis (African oil palm)
Lineage: Eukaryota; Viridiplantae; Streptophyta; Magnoliopsida; Arecales; Arecaceae
Source: RefSeq, a predicted model, not a curated record
CUUUAGCUAUCCGAAGUCAGCAUCCAAACUAAAAACAAUAAAUCUCUAUGGACUCCUUUCUGCCCGCAAAACACUCUUCGGUCAUCGGCACACCCAUUACCGAUUCGAAACCCUGGAAUCAGGACCGUCUAAUGUGUGAUUCAUCAAUUGGACGGCUAAGAUCGAUGGAUCGGGUAGCCCCAUGGUUGCCAGCGCUGGAUAGUUAACUCCUGGAGCCGGAUCACGUGGUUGACGAAUCGCGGCGGCCUCAGCGAGCGAGCUAGGGUUGGACCUUGCGCGCCCCCCAACCGGAGAGGAAGGAGGAAGUAUUUUUCCAAAAUCAUUGGGGAAAAGAUCGAGAAGAAAAGCGUUGGAUUCGGAGACGAGGACAGAUUCGAUUCAUGGGGUUUCUCCUCUCUCGAUUGGUACCAUUUUUUUCCGAUUUUUCUCGAUUUUUCUGACCAUUUUGCUUAAUAUUCUGGUGAGGCGAUGAUUCGAAUUCUUUAGCAUUAGAGAAGAAUUUGUGGUAGAGAAAGGUUUUUUUGGUGAGAUUUAUGGAGAACAUCACAACCCUAACUCCGUCGAUGGGGUUCGAUAGCCCCCACGAGGGGGAAGUGGAAUCUCUGAUCCCCAUCCAACCGCAAGGAGAAGGCAUGGCCGUCGAAUCGAUGGUCCCCAGCUCCGGCGCCAUGCUGCUGGCCGCCCGGCCGGAGGAUCCGGUGGGAGGGGAAGGGAGGGAGCUGGUGCCCACCGCCGGAGGAUUGGAAGCCUCGGCGGGACCCUCUGGGGAUUCUGAGGAGCCGCGCCUCGGGAUGGAGUUCGACUCCCCCGACGCUGCCCGGGCCUUCUUCUCGGCCUACGCCGAGCGUGUCGGCUUCCGGAUUCGCAACAGCAAGUCCUUCACCUCCCGGGUUGAUGACACUGUGAUCAUGCGGCGGUUCGUGUGCUCGAAGCAGGGCCGGCCGACGAAAAAGGACCCCUUUGACCUCACCAAGAAGCGCCGCAACCGGGCAUCGUCACGUGAGGGCUGCAAGGCCAUGCUCCAGGUCAACCGCCGCGAGAAUGGCCUGUGGGCCGUAUCAAGGUGCGCGCUUGAGCACUGCCACCCUCUCGGAAUCGCCCCCAAGGCAUCCCCUGCUGUCCAGAAGAAGCUUGCCAAGAAACCGUGGGAGCUCCUCGUGAGCCCUCCCACCGAAACCCAGCAAAGUGGGCUGGGGCCUGGAGGGGGCGUAGCCCAAAGCCUCCUGGAAUACUUCAAACGGAUGCAGGCAGAGAAUCCAGCAUUCUUUUAUGCCAUUCAAGUUGACCAGAAUAAUUGUGUGGCCAAUGUGUUCUGGGCUGACGCAAGGGCAAGGAUGGCUUAUGGCUACUUCGGUGAUGCAAUCAUGUUUGACAUGACAUGCAAGAAGAACAAGCGUGUGGUGCCAUUUGCCGCAUUCACCGGUGUGAACCAUCAUAGGCAGCUCAUCGUCUUCGGGUGUGCCUUCAUGACUGAUGAGAGUGAAGCUUCAUUUACGUGGCUUUUUGAGACAUGGCUUGCAUUGAUGAGUGGACGCCGGCCAGUAUCAAUCACUACUGCUUACAAUGAUGCCAUGGGUGCUGCCUCUACAAAGGUGUUCCUUAAUGUCCGCCAUCGCUUCUGCAGGAGGGACAUCUUUCACAAGUGCAAGGAGAAGCUGUCCAAUGUCUACUUGGCACAUCCUUCAUUUAAAGCAGAGUUCAAGAAAUGUGUAAGUGAUUCUGAAAAUAUUGAAGAGUUCGAGUCAUGUUGGAAGUUAAUAAUGGAUAGGUACAAUUUGAAGGAGAAUAUGUGGUUGCAAUCCUUAUAUGAUAUUCGUCAAAAAUGGGUUCCAGCAUAUGCCAGAAGCACAUUCUUUGCUGAACUGUCUGGGGCUCCGAAGUUGGAAACCAUGCACAAGUUCUUCCAGAGGCACUCAAUUACAACAACCUCGUUGCGUGAUUUAGUCACUCAGUUUGAUAAGGCCAUGGCAGGGCAGUAUGAGAAGGAAAUUCAAGCAGACUUUGCUACCACUCAUAACAGGCCAGUCUUGAAGACUCCAUCUCCAUUGGAGAAACAAGCAUCGGAAAUAUACACAAAAACUAUAUUUGACUUGCUUCAGGAGGAACUUGUUGAGUCUUCAGGUUUCUUGAUGGACAAAAUCGAGGAUGGGGUGGUUAGCAAGUUCCGUGUGACAAAAGUUGACGAUGCUAGUAAAGUGUACAUGGUCAAUUAUAAUGCUUCUGAAAAAAGUAUAAGCUGUAGCUGCUGCAAAUUUGAGUUCUCAGGUAUUUUAUGCAGGCAUGCGUUCAGAGUAUCAGUAGUUGUUGGUAUACUUACAUUUCCAGAAGGUUACAUCUUGAGACGGUGGACCAGAAAUGCCAAGAGUAGUAUCUUGUCUUAUGAUCAUUGUGGUGUGCUUCAAACUAAUUGUCAUAAAGCUGUGACAUGGCGUUGCAAUGAUCUCUGCCGUGAUGCCAUUAGAUUUGCAGAAGAAGGGGCUACAUCUGCAGUGAUUUAUAAAGUCGCAAAGGGGGCAUUGCAGAAGGCUUUUGCAGAAGUUUUUGCUGCAAAAAGGGGCUCAUCAUUUAACGGAACAAGGUAGGUGAGGCCAUUUGUUCAUGUUGUGAAAGAGAGUUUCUAAAGGUGGUCUGAUUAUUUUUUGAAGACACUUGAAUACCUCAUUUGUGCAUGGAGCAGUUGUAAAACCAGCAUCUAUUGACUUCAUUGGGAGCACGUUGGGUAUUCAUCGAUGUCUUUCCAUUUUGCUGGAGGUCCUCAGUGCCCAUUUUAAAGUCACUCUUUGUUUGAGGACGUAGAAGAAUCUCUCGAGCCUCAAUUUUGAUCACAUCUUGCUCGUUCAGGUGGAGGCAGAGGCCCAACAUUCUCACGUUGAAACAUUAAUAGUUUCAUGCAACUGCUGAAGGAUACUGGUGAAUUGGCAAAAUACCGGUCUUAUCAUCAAUAAGCAAUGAGCCAUCAGUUUCUCAUGUCUAAUGGAGUUGCUAAAGAGCAUGGCAUGUGCCCUAACAUAACAUGUAACUGGGGAAUGGCUUCUCAUUCUAUCAAUUAUAUUGUUUUUUUGGAAUUUCAGUUCACUUGUGAAUGUGUACAGGGUUGAUGGACUGGUUUUGUAAGCUGUCUUGAUCUGAAUAACAGAAUUUUUCAGAUUUUGUGGUGAUGAAGCUCAUUGCCUAGAAGAUAAUCUUUGUUUCAUUUUGUUGCGAGGAGCAGUCCAGCUUGUUGGAUUCAAGGUCUUGUCUUGUAAUAUAAGAAUUUAGGUUGCCUCAGGCAGAACAUUCGCAUGGAUAAGAUAAUCUGAUGCCGAAGUAGUUGAAGAACAA